AUGUCGACCACAUCCGCUUCCUUGGAGGGCGCAGUGACGCUGCAGCAGAUCAACGAGGUGCACGCAAACGUCCUCGACAACAACCCGAUCUACAAAUACCUCCUUUCGGACCUGGAGAUCAAGGCCGUCCAGCCGGGCUACAUCGAAGCCCACGUUCCCGUCUCAAAAACGCUGAUGAACAGCAAGAACAUCCUGCACGGCUCGACGUCCGCCACGAUCAUCGACUGGAUCGGCGGCAUCGUCAUCGCCUCCACCUCGCCCGACCGCUUCACGAAACGAGGCGUCAGCGUCGACAUCCACGCAACGUACGUCGGCGCCGCCAAGGAGGGCGAUACGCUCAUCAUCAAGGGCAAGAGCAACAAGGUCGGCCGGAAUCUUGCGUUUAUUGAUGUUCAGAUUCUCGGCAGGAAAUCGGGCGGAAGGGAGACCGGUGAGGACGAUAGAGUUGUGGUGACGGGAUCGCAUACGAAGUUCGUCGGAUAG
This is a messenger RNA of Kalmanozyma brasiliensis GHG001, 483 nucleotides long. RefSeq names its product Thioesterase superfamily. The coding region runs from base 1 to 483 and encodes 160 amino acids. Lineage: Eukaryota; Fungi; Basidiomycota; Ustilaginomycetes; Ustilaginales. The record is from RefSeq and is a predicted model, not a curated record. Gene Ontology annotation, molecular function: fatty acyl-CoA hydrolase activity. The transcript has 2 exons.